AUGGAACUUAACGCGCGUACGUCGAUCCUAGCCGCCGCCAAUCCCGCCGAGUCUCAAUGGAAUAAAAACAAAACUAUUGUUGAAAAUGUACAACUACCUCACACACUUAUGUCCAGAUUCGACUUAAUAUUCUUAGUAUUAGACCCACAAGACGAAAUUUUUGACAGAAGACUGGCAUCCCAUCUUGUAUCGCUGUACUAUAAGGACCCAACUGAAACUCUGGAAGAUGAGGAUGCUGUCAACAUGAGUCUAAUGCGCGACUACAUCGCCUUCGCGAAGGAACACGUGCAGCCGACGCUCAGCGAGCCCGCGCAACAGAGACUCAUCGACGCGUACGUGGACAUGAGACGAGUUGGUAGCGGGCGAGGGCAGAUAUCUGCAUAUCCGAGACAGCUGGAGUCGCUCAUACGGUUAGCGGAAGCGCACGCGAGGGUGCGGCUGUGUCCUGUAGUUGAAAUUAUAGACGUUGACGAGGCUGCUAGACUGCACCGCGAGGCACUGAAGCAGUCGGCCACGGACCCGGCGUCGGGGCGCAUCGACGUGGGCAUCCUCACGACGGGGCUCGGCGCGGCCGCGCGGCGCCGGCGCGCCGAGCUGGGCGCGGCGCUGCGCGCGCUGCUGGAGCCCGUGCGCCGCCCCGCCACGCUCACGCACGCGCGGCUGCUGCAGGACGUCAACGCCAACUCGCAGAUCACGGUGACACGAGACCAAUUAGAUGAAGCACUCCGAGAUUUACAGGAUGAAGGAAAAGUCGUAGUCGUCAGUCACACGCAUGUACGAAUUUGUUAAAAUACACGCAUUAAUCCAGUUGAGCUUAAAACUGCAGGUGGUAGGGCACCGCUCAUUCUCCAUCUAUAGUUCUAACAUCGCCAGUG
Nymphalis io (European peacock) is the source of this 875-nucleotide messenger RNA. RefSeq names its product DNA replication licensing factor MCM4-like. NCBI's taxonomy places the organism in Eukaryota, Metazoa, Arthropoda, Insecta, Lepidoptera, Nymphalidae. Gene Ontology annotation, molecular function: single-stranded DNA helicase activity; ATP binding; single-stranded DNA binding. Gene Ontology annotation, biological process: double-strand break repair via break-induced replication; DNA strand elongation involved in DNA replication; mitotic DNA replication initiation. The coding region runs from base 1 to 789 and encodes 262 amino acids. Gene Ontology annotation, cellular component: MCM complex; nucleus. The record is from RefSeq and is a predicted model, not a curated record. The transcript has 6 exons.